GGGGUGCGGCGGUAGUCUGGAGCGGAAGCGGAAACUCGGCCAUCUCCUCCUGACUUGUGUGUUCAGGAUAUACCAGGGUCAGUCCACACGAUCCCAUUCGGAUAUUUUCUCGUUCCGUUUCGUUCCCAAUGUGGCCCAAGUUUUGUUUUUUCGUGUGAUCGCGUCACACUCGGCCGUCCUCCGAAAGCCGGACAUGCCCCCCGCAGUUAAAUCUCGAGCCCUUUCGCAGUCCUACUGGCCAACUAGCAUCAGCUAGCCUGGCUAGCUAAUCUCCCCUAGCUGCAAGCAGGCAAGCAAGCGAUACCUUUGACCACUCACUGCGUCUGGGAUUUUGGGAUCCAAUGUUGCCACUGGAAGAACAAGACGCAGGUUGCUGUGAAUGAGUGGCCCAUCCGAGCGAAAGAUCAGCACGCAUUACAAGAAGAGAGGCCCUGAUUCUUCAUUGUUCUUGUGUUAAAGAUUCCAACACAGCUCGACGGCUCAACGGUUGCCAUGUCGACCUCAUCGCUACGGCGACAAGUCAAGAACAUCGUCCACAACUAUUCAGAGGCUGAAAUCAAGGUUAGAGAAGCGACAUCUAAUGACCCGUGGGGCCCCAGCAGCUCUCUGAUGUCAGAGAUAGCCGAUCUGACCUACAAUGUUGUGGCCUUUUCCGAAAUCAUGAGCAUGGUGUGGAAGCGCCUCAAUGACCAUGGCAAGAACUGGAGACACGUGUACAAGGCUAUGACUCUUAUGGAAUAUCUCAUCAAGACUGGAUCUGAGCGUGUCGCCCAGCAGUGCCGAGAGAACAUUUACGCAGUCCAGACCCUUAAGGAUUUCCAGUACAUCGACAGGGACGGCAAAGACCAGGGUGUGAAUGUGCGUGAGAAAGCCAAACAGUUGGUGACCCUACUGAAAGAUGAAGAGAGACUAAGAGAGGAAAGGAUCCACGCCCUCAAAACCAAAGAGAAGAUGGCACAAACCUCCAGUGGUGAGACUUAUUUUUUUGUCCAAGUGGUGAUCUCACCACUCCAUAAACACUCCUCCCUGCAUACGUUUAUUCAUAUUGUUGCAGCUUCUUCCGCGCCCUCUGCGCCCAAUCUGGGUGGCAGCCUGUCCCUGGGUUCUCACUCUGGAGGUGCUGAUCCGGAGCAGGCGUGGCCACAGAGCUCUGGAGAGGAGGACCUGCAGCUACAGCUUGCUUUGGCAAUGAGUAAAGAAGAGGCAGAGCAGGAGGAACGAUUGCGCAGAGGCGACGAUUUGCGACUGCAGAUGGCCAUCGAGGAGAGCAAGAGGGAGAAGGCAAAGCCAGAAGAGAAUGCUCUUAUGGAACUGAGUGCUGUGGACCCCUGGGGGGCUCCUGCUGCCGCCGCCCCCACUGUGGGCUCAGCCGGCCCCUCCCCUCCACCAACCCUUCCCAUCGCCACUUCGGGCCCAUGGGGCACAACGGCCACAGACCCAUGGGGGGUGGCAUCGCCUGCUUCCCCAACCAGCGGCGACCCCUGGGGCGGAGGGGUGCCGCCUCCAACUGUAGCACCUCCUCCCGACCCCUGGGGAGAGUCGUCCAACAGAGUUAAUAAUGUAGACCCCUGGGGAAGCUCAGCUGUGACACCCCCCAGUGUCGACCCCUGGGGCCCCACAGUGCCAUCCAGCACUUCCUCCUCAGGGGGGCCAGUAGACCCCUGGGCGAAGGACGUGCCUGUCCCUGCCUCUGACCCAAUCACCCCCGACAUCUGGAAUGACUCCGCCAAACACACUAACGGCACAGGAGAUCCCGAGCGACGAGGGUCCUCAGCCACCGCCUGCAAUAGCACAGGCUCGCCCGUACCCUUUGACCUCUCCUCCCUCGGCUCAUCUCUACCUGUUCGCAAGACUCCCGAGUCGUUCCUCGGGCCCAAUGCAGCUCUGGUUGAUCUGGACUCACUCGUGUCAUCCAAACCCAAACCCAAACAGCCGCCACCUCCUUCCAUCUCCUCAUCGUCGGCGCACAACCCCUUCCUCCAGAACACGGGCUCCUCGUCAGCACCCGGAAUGGCCGUGACCCCGGGCAGUACCAUCUCCAGCCGUGGGGUUUCUCCAAGCCCGGGCUCAUCGAACCCUUUUGGCGUGGCUCCGUCCAUGACCUCCGUUUCACCUCAGCCAUCGUCCCUGGGCCUGAGCGGCCUUCGCACCAGCCCCGUGCCUCCCAACCCGCUGCUGGGCAUGGUGCCCCCCAGUAUGGGCCUGGGGCCGAUGAGCAUGGGCCACCCGGGAAUGGGCAUGGGCAUGAUGCAGGCUAGCCCCAUGAGCAUGAGCUACAGCGGGCUCUCCCCGAUGGCGCCGCCCACUUCUGGUAUGCUGGGUCCCGCGGGGGUCACGCCGCCUCAGGUGAUUUUGGGUGGGCCCGGCAGGGCAGGAGGAGUGAUGGGUGCAGGGAGCACGGUGGGAGGCGCAGGAAUGACGGGAACCAGCACUAAUCCUUUUCUUCUUUGAGGACACAUUUUGAACACCCUCUGUCAUAACCUGCUGCUCCCUUUUUGUUCAACACACACAAAAGUCCUCCACAUAUUUCAAAGAAAAUCUGAUUUUUGUUUUUUUCUCCAAAAGCAUUUCACCGAGGACUCAUUUUACCGCAUACAUUUCAAAAGUUUAUUUUGUGUGUCACUGGGAAAUAGAGAUCUAUUUAUUUAGUCGUCUUCAUGCUCUGCGUGACGCGCACAGAACGAGAAAAAGGCGCUGCCACCAAGGACAAAUAAUAAAGCGAAGGAAGAAACUGCCUCCUCUUCCUCACGUCUCUCGACAAACUGAAUCUGGAAGAGGAAAAGCGUGCAUGAAGAAUGAUUUUUAACAAACUGCACAUGGACUGAAGAAGAAAAAAAACAUUUCAGGUUCAAUGUGGUCAAAUCAUUUCAAUUAAUUUAAGCCUAAUUUAUUGUAUUUUUCCACUUUUUGGGAACAAUUAAGGAAAAUCACAUGUGAUCAUGCCAUAUAUAAAAUCAAAAGCUUAUUUUUCUCAUUUUCCUGAUUGGUGUGAAAGCUUAAUUGGAACUGAUUGAUCUGGGACUGAUGUGGAAAGUGACGCGAUAGUGAGAGAUGACAGAAGCUUAUUUGUGCAAAUCUAAAAUAUUUCCAAUGCCUUUCUGUGUACGUGUUUUUAAUGUCACCAUUUUUUUUUUCUUGUUCUUUCUCUCCUGUUUCAGUGACUCCACAGGAAAAAAAAUUUGCAUCAAUUCAUUUUUGUUUUUAAGAACUAACCUGUAUUACUACUCUGCAAUGUUGGGGUAUCAAAUGCGGUAUUAUUAAUAAGAGUCGCAUAUUUUGGCCGCCAAUCAGAUGUCAUGCUUGAUCGUCGACAACAUUUCAACCCCGUUUGUACGUCUCCCGAAAACCGCGUUGUCCUUGUGAUUUGACGGUAAAAUGAACGAAUUGCGGAAGAUGACAAAAACAACAGACUUGACAUGCUCCAUGCUGUUCUUUUAAUUUACACAUUUUAUAUCAAGAAAAACAAAUCUUAUACUUGGAUAAUCCUGUGCUGUUGCCUGUGAACAUUCACAUUUGACAAAAUGGAAAAAGAUGGUUGGGGAAAAAAAAGCGAACAGGAUUGUGGAGUUAUGGCUGGUUUCAUGCUUGUGCUGUACUUUGUCUUUAUCCUAUUUGCAAUUUUUACUGCUGCAGAGUACAAUAAUGUGACAAGAAUAAAUGUAUAUUUUAUUUUCCUUGA
Molecule: messenger RNA, 3679 nt
Organism: Syngnathoides biaculeatus (alligator pipefish)
Lineage: Eukaryota; Metazoa; Chordata; Actinopteri; Syngnathiformes; Syngnathidae
Gene: epn1a
Product: epsin 1a
Exons: 11
Coding region: 493-2451 (652 amino acids)
Biological process (GO): endocytosis
Cellular component (GO): clathrin vesicle coat; plasma membrane; endosome
Molecular function (GO): phospholipid binding; clathrin binding
Source: RefSeq, a predicted model, not a curated record